AUGAACGACGGUUCUCGUUUAUUUGAACUUCCUUGGGAAAUCAGAGAACGCAUCUACGAAUACUACCUAUCCUUCGACCACAAUGACUUUGGCGACACGCUUCGGCCGCUGCACCUCUACAUCGAGCAAGGGGGUUACUCGAAGCCAAUCCCGCCGCUCAUGCUCACCUGUAAACGCGGCUACCGAGAACUUCACCAACGAGUGCACUCCGACGCCCUCAUGAGAGUCCACACGGCCGGCUGGGGCGACCGGCGCAUUGGCUUCGCCGUCCACGGCACGCUUCGCUUCGAACGCCUGCGCCGGCUGUACAUCCUCGUCGCCAUGGAGUAUCCUAACUGGAAUCGCUGGCUGGGUAUGUUUGGCGAAGUUGCGCGGCGAGCGAAGAAUCUGUCGGAGCUCGUCGUCGACUGGGAACCGAGGCCGAACAGCACCAAGGGCUGGGAAGCCAAGCUCACUGAGAAGAAGUAUGACGAGUUCUUUGGUAUCGUAUCAGAUUUGAAGAAUCUUCAAGUAGUCAGGUUUCAUGGCGUUAUGCCGUCUGGGUGGCGCGAACGAUUCGAGAAGGAAACGACGGCAAGGCUUGAUCCCAACAUCGUCAUCGUCCUAAAAAGAACUCGGCAUACCAUGGCAGCAAACACGGCAGAAGAGACCCUCCUCGUCAUCGGAGCCGGUCCUCUCAUUGGGCGUUCCGUAACAGCUCUCUUCGCGUCUAAGCGCUACACUAAAAUUGCCCUCAUCGCAAGAAGGGAAGAGCAGUUGCGGCUCGAGAAGAAGGCCGUGGAGGAGGCUGCACCGAGCGCGACGGUCAAGACUUACGCCGUGGACAUUACCGAUACCGAGGCCUUUAGCAAAGUGCUUGAGAAGGCAGACGCAGAAAUCGGCAAGCCCUCUUGUGUUUUCUUCAACGCCGCACGGGUGGCACCGUCUGAGAUGCUCGCUCUGGAUGUGAAGGAGAUUGAAUAUGACUUCAAGAUCAACGUGUCCGCCUUGUACGCUACCGCUCAGCGCUACGUUCCUCACCUCACUUCCCUGGCCAAGUCGAGUCCAGAGUCAACGCCGGCAAUCAUUGUCACGAGCUCGCUACUGCCUUCGGAGCCUAUUCCUGCUGUCUUUUCUCUUUCCUUGGUCAAGGCAGCCCAGCGUAACUUCGUCCAGACUCUGCGCAUGUCUUACGAGAACGAGGGUGUCUACAUUGGCCUGAUCAACGUCGGAGGUCCGGUUUCUCACGAUCAUGAGGUUUGGAAUCCCGAUAACAUUGCCAAGAAGUCAUGGGAGUGGUUCUCUCAGAUCAAGGAUAAGCCUUCAUUUGAGGUCAAGAUUUGA
This is a messenger RNA of Colletotrichum karsti, 1323 nucleotides long. RefSeq names its product short-chain dehydrogenase reductase sdr. The record is from RefSeq and is a predicted model, not a curated record. Bases 1 to 1323 code for a protein of 440 amino acids. The transcript has 3 exons. Lineage: Eukaryota; Fungi; Ascomycota; Sordariomycetes; Glomerellales; Glomerellaceae.